AUGGGAAGCGAGUGUUGCGGGGUAGUCAGGCGAGUGGGUGCUGGAGUGGACGAUCUCGAGAGCAUUGAGGUAGCACGCUGGCUGCUGCGGCAGGCGGGCCGGAAGGUGCUGUGCCUUUGGAUGCAGGGCGGGCUGUUCCGGCACGUGGUGCAGGUGCCGCGCGGCCACUGCUUCGCGCUGCCCGCCAGCGUCACCCUCAGCCAGGCCGCCGCGCUCGGCCUAGACUGCCUCGUCGCCUACCUCUGCCUGUUCGACCUGGGCAGGCUGCGCAAGGCGGGCGUCGUCUUCAUGCAGUCUCUCGCAGGUGGCGUGGGCACGGUCGUGGCGCAGCUGGCUCGGACGGUGCCGCUAGUCACAGUGCUGGGGACGGCCUCGGAGUCGAAGCACGACAAGCUGUGGCGCCUGGGGGUGAACGGCGUGUACCGCCACGAGGAGGACUACGUGGAGCGCAUCCUGAGCCUCUACCCUGAGGGCGUCGAUGUCGCCAUCGUCAGGAGUGGAGGGGCGGAGACCCAAAAAUUCCUGAGGCUGCUCAAGCCUUGCGGAAGACUGAUCACUAUCGGCUCGGACAGCACGGCUACAUACCCAAGAACUAUUACGAGGACACUGCAGAGACCAACUUGGGACACAAAAUACGUAUCUUCCGCUGAGUUAGUGAACAAGAAUGUUAUCGUGGCUGGUCUGAACGUUGGAGAUACGAUUAAGAAUCAUUCAUACGAUGUGCAAAUAAUGCUGGACAAUAUAUUUGACCUAUAUUUCCAGGAGAAGAUAAAACCUCAAAUUCAUUCCGUUUUACCAUUUGAGAAGAUGACGGACGGCCUCGAGCUGCUGUGCAGAAGGGAGAACUUCGGGAAGGUCCUGCUGGUCGUCCAGGACGAGUUGGACCAUCCGGGGGCGUUCGGCUGGCGGGUGCCCAGUCCCCCGAAACCUAUCCCCGGCGCCGUGACGUGGGACAGACUCCAGCGGAGGGUCGAGGCCAAAGAAAUCUGCAAGAGGAAGCUGGAGUACUGGGUGAGGCAAGGGGAGAUGGCAGCCGCUGAGGCGCUGGAGGAGACGGAGGAAGAGAAUGCUGGCGAUAAAGACGACGACUACUCUGCGUUCACGGAGCUGGAGGCGAGUGUGGCCGCAGAAAUGGUUAAAGCGAUCAGCGAGUCUGAAGCUGAAGGGAACGCGAGUUUCUGA
Messenger RNA from Schistocerca nitens (vagrant locust), 1182 nucleotides. Its product is annotated as synaptic vesicle membrane protein VAT-1 homolog. The coding region runs from base 1 to 1182 and encodes 393 amino acids. The transcript has 5 exons. Gene Ontology annotation, molecular function: oxidoreductase activity. NCBI's taxonomy places the organism in Eukaryota, Metazoa, Arthropoda, Insecta, Orthoptera, Acrididae. The record is from RefSeq and is a predicted model, not a curated record.